AUGAGCGAUUAUCUUUCGAAACUGAAGGAGCACGUGGUGGAGAGCACCAAAGUCAGUGGGUGCACCCCGUGCAUGGCCACUUCGACUUUCAAUGCCCCGCAUGAGGUUGCACGCAGGACCAAGAUGCUGGGAGCCACGGACAGCAGCCUGUUGAACUUGCCGGCGUGGAAGCGCUUGCAGUCCCUGUACGAGAGGCACGGCGACGAGUCCAUCCUUUCGCAUUUCGAGAGUGAUCAUCAGCGCUUUGGGCGGUACUCGAUUGAGGUUGCCCUGCAGAGGGAGGAGAACUUCCUCUUCCUCGACUACUCCAAGUCACAUAUCAACGAUGAGAUCAAGGACGCGUUGGUUGCACUGGCCGAGGAACGUGGAGUGCGGGCGUUCGUCAAGGCUAUGUUUGAUGGGCAGCGGGUAAAUUCUACUGAACACCGCGCCGUGUUACAUGUGGCGCUGCGCAACCGCAGUAACCGCCCGAUCAUCGUUGACGGAAAAGAUGUGAUGGCCGAUGUGAACAAUGUGCUUGCCCAAAUGAAGAGCUUUACCGAAAAGGUCCGCAGCGGAGAGUGGAAGGGUCAGACGGGCAAGAGCGUUUCCAACAUAGUCAACAUUGGCAUUGGCGGCAGCGACCUUGGCCCGGUCAUGGUGACCGAGGCACUGAAGCCGUUCUCCAAGCGCGACAUGCAUUGCUUUUUUGUGUCCAACGUUGAUGGGACACACAUGGCUGAGGUGCUGAAGCAGGUGAAGCUGGAGGAGACCGUCUUCAUCAUUGCGAGCAAGACGUUUACUACACAAGAAACGUUGACGAAUGCCAUGUCUGCACGCAACGCCCUCAUGGACUACCUCAAAGCAAAGAACAUCUCGACGGAUGGCGCCGUUGCAAAGCAUUUCGUUGCCCUAUCGACCAACACAGAAAAGGUUCGGGAGUUCGGCAUUGAUACCGCCAACAUGUUUGUGUUCUGGGACUGGGUCGGUGGGCGCUACUCUGUGUGGUCCGCCAUCGGCCUCUCCGUGAUGCUUUCGAUUGGCUACGACAACUUUGUGGAGUUCCUGACUGGAGCGCACGUGAUGGAUAACCACUUUGCGUCGGCACCGGUGGAGCAGAACUUGCCGAUGAUGCUGGCUUUGGUCGGCAUCUGGUACAACAACUUUUUCGGCGCGGAGACAGAGGCGGUGCUGCCGUACGACCAGUACCUGUGGCGUCUGCCUGCCUACCUUCAGCAGCUCGACAUGGAGAGCAACGGCAAGGGGGUGACCAAGAAGUCUGGUGCGGUGGCUGUGCAGACGGGCCCCAUUAUCUUCGGUGAGGCCGGCACAAAUGGUCAACACGCAUUCUACCAGCUCAUUCACCAGGGCACCAAGAUCAUUCCGUGCGAUUUCAUUGGCUGCGUCCAAACACAGAACCGUGUGGGGGACCACCACCGGAUCCUGAUGAGCAACUUCUUCGCGCAGACAGAGGCGCUCAUGGUAGGAAAGAGCGCGGAGGAGGUCCGCCAGGAGCUGGUCCAGUCUGGUAUGUCAGGUGAUGCCAUUGAGAGUAUGAUUCCGCACAAAACGUUUACGGGCAACCGGCCCAGCAACUCGAUCUUGGUGAAUGCUCUUACUCCGCGUGCGCUGGGUGCCAUCAUUGCCAUGUACGAGCAUAAGGUUCUCGUCCAGGGCGCGAUUUGGGGCAUCAACAGCUAUGACCAGUGGGGUGUGGAGCUUGGCAAGGUGCUUGCCAAGUCUAUCUUGCCGCAACUCAAGUCCGGCAACAUCGUCUCCAAUCACGAUGCCUCUACGAAUGGGCUAAUCAACCUGUUCAACACGCGCGCACAUCUAUGA
Leishmania mexicana MHOM/GT/2001/U1103 is the source of this 1818-nucleotide messenger RNA. Its product is annotated as glucose-6-phosphate isomerase. The coding region runs from base 1 to 1818 and encodes 605 amino acids. The transcript has a single exon. Gene Ontology annotation, biological process: gluconeogenesis; glycolytic process; glucose 6-phosphate metabolic process. Lineage: Eukaryota; Euglenozoa; Kinetoplastea; Trypanosomatida; Trypanosomatidae. Gene Ontology annotation, cellular component: cytosol. The record is from RefSeq and is a predicted model, not a curated record. Gene Ontology annotation, molecular function: glucose-6-phosphate isomerase activity; carbohydrate derivative binding; monosaccharide binding.